Messenger RNA from Cryptomeria japonica (Japanese cedar), 2617 nucleotides. RefSeq lists its product as uncharacterized. NCBI's taxonomy places the organism in Eukaryota, Viridiplantae, Streptophyta, Pinopsida, Cupressales, Cupressaceae. Gene Ontology annotation, biological process: RNA processing. The record is from RefSeq and is a predicted model, not a curated record. Bases 130 to 1824 code for a protein of 564 amino acids. The transcript is spliced from 11 exons.
UUUAAUGUUAGAAUUCUAGCACAUAAAAUAUUGACGCAAGAAUUAUCCUUGUUUGAAAGGAGCAGUAUAUAGCUCAGGGUAUGCUACACGCAGUAAAAAAUACAGAUUGCAAGAUAUUUUAGCAUCGGCAUGGCCUGCAAUUUUCUGUGUGCGGUAGGGCGGCAUGGCGCUUCUCUUUCACUUCACUCAAGUCUGAGAAGAGCUUCGCAGAAAACACGAACACCCUUACCACCUAAAUAUACACAAGCGGCAGCCUCAUCAUCAUCCACAUCGUUAGCCCAUGAAGACAAUGCAGACUCGCAGCUACACAAUGGAGAAGGUCGGGCGUUCGAAUCUCGGAAGAAAUCCUAUUUCCCGAAGAAGAAUGAGGUGGUGGAGCUGGUGUGCGAGAGCUUGGCAUUUAAGGGGAAGGGCGUCUGCAAAAUAGCAGAGUCAGGAUUUGUUGUGAUGUGCGACAGAGCUCUGCCCGGGGAAAGAUUUAUUGGUCGUAUCACAAGAAUUAAGAAAGGCCGUUUUGCCGAGGUUAAAAAACUAAAGACCCUAUCUCCUCAUAACAAUUGUGUGAUAGCUCCUUGUGAGCAUGCAAUAGAUUGUGGAGGCUGUAAGACACAGAAUCUUGCAUAUGAGGCCCAGGUCAAGGCAAAAGAGCAGCAGGUCCGUGAAUUAAUGGUUCAUAUAGGAAGGUUUCCUAUCCAAGGACAUGAAGACUAUAUGAAGCCUAUUGUACCUUGUGAUGUGCAGUUUCACUACCGUAACAAGAUGGAGUUUUCAUUUGGAACGAAAAGUUGGUUACCUGAAGAUACAAUAAAUGGAAAAGAUGGCAGAGAAAUGAACAAACCCGCCUUAGGACUUCAUGUGCCAGGGUGCUUUGAUAAGAUUCUCCCUAUCAAAAAUUGUUUGUUACAACACAAAGUAGCGAAUCAUGUACUUGCAAUUGUGCAAGAGUGCUGGCAGGAUCCAAUGUCAAAUCUAUCUGCUUAUGAUGUUUAUAAACACAAUGGAUUCCUCAAACAUCUCACUAUAAGAACAGGCAGAGAUUAUGACACAGGAUCAUUACAGAUCAUGGUCAAUUUAGUGACAUCCUGUUACAAGCCCACAUUGCUUCAGCCUAUUGUGAAGAAAAUUGUUGAUACCAUUCCAGAAGUGGUGAGCAUUCUAAAUAGUGUUAAUACUUCUGUUGGAAACACAUCAAUUGGUGAAGAGGAAUAUGUAUUGCAUGGUAAUAAUAGCAUAACGGAGACUUUAAGAGGGCUUACUUUUGAAAUAUCAGCUAACUCUUUCUUUCAAACCAAUACUCAACAGGCAGAUGUGCUAUACUCACUGGUAGAAGCAGCAGCAAGUUUAAGAGGUGACAGCUCAGAAAUAGUUCUGGAUUUGUUUUGUGGAACUGGUACUAUUGGUCUUACACUAGCCAAAAAGGUUAAGUAUGUCUAUGGCUAUGAGGUAGUCCCUGAAGCUGUAGCAGAUGCUCGUCGAAAUGCAGCAAGGAAUGAUAUUCAAAAUGCUAAGUUUAUUCAAGGGGAUCUAAACAAAGUAGGUGAUGAUUUUGGGAAUGAAUUUCCUCAUCCAGAUAUUGUCAUUACAGAUCCUAAUCGACCAGGCAUGCAUACAAAGUUGAUUCGCUUUCUUCUGAAACUACGGGCUCCACGCAUCAUAUAUGUGUCCUGCAACCCUGCUACCUGUGCACGAGAUCUUGACUACCUCUGUCAUGGUUUGCCGGAAUCAAAAAUUUUAGGAGCAUAUAGGCUAAAAAGUAUACAACCAGUAGAUAUGUUCCCCCAUACACCUCAUAUUGAAUGUGUAUGCCUGCUGGAACUUUCUUGAUGGAGAAGGAUAUAAAAUCCCAUAAAAAUUAAAAGCUGGUGCAUGAAGUUAAGUUGCCCAGAAUCAGAGAAAGCCAGUGAUUUCAUUAUUAAAACAAUGGCAAAAAUAUUUUGCUUAUAAAUACUUUCGAUUCAGCUUAUCUCCAACCAUCACUUCAUGUUGCAUGCUGAUACAAUUUAAAACUAAAUGUAACUCGUCUUACUCGGCUGCAAUAGAUACAACUAGUUACCUGAUUUGAGCAAAAUACAAGCUCUUGAUGAGGUGGUACUUACAGAAAGAACAUGUUCAGGUUUUCAAUAAAAAGCAACCAUAAACAUGUGCAUAGGAUCAAGCAAUUGGAGUAUGAGAUUGUGGAGUCAUGCACAGUUCACCUUGAAGGUUCCAAUUAUUAUGCUGAGUUGGGUGCACAAAAGGGAAAUGAUCUCAAUACAUUGGCAUCAUACACAGCAGAAACAUAUAAUAUGUAUUAUAUAAAUCCUUUAAUUUUAGAAACAAUUUGAAGUUACUGACCGGUAUGCAAUUAUGAGAAAAAAGCAAUUUUGUGUAAACCUAUCAUUUUUGCUGUAAAUUGGGUUGGCAUUGAUCUCAAGUCCUUUGGUGCAUCUUACGCCUCUAUUAUUGAUUUUCACUUAUCAUUGAAGGAGAAUAAUAUGAGCAUGUUUAUUGAUGUUGCUAUCAAAUAAAUGUUGCAGAAUAUAUUGAUUUGUAUUUCUAGAUAAAAGUGUCUCAAAAAGAAUUUGUUGGCAGUGCAAACUUUGGUUGAGUAACAUUUAUACAACCAGUGCAUUUUAAA